AUGCGCUUGUGCCAGCGGAGAGCUCGCGCUGGGUUCAACAAGUCAAGCUCGACAGCUCGGCAGCGCAUGUACGAAUCUUUGGUACAGCUGCUACAAGAGUAUCCAAAGACAUUCGCUGUCCAUCUGGUCAUUCUAGGCACAUUCGCGUUCUAUCUGCUCGUUCGCGACAUACCCACCGGCAGAGCAGCACAGCCGAGCAUGGCAGACACCAACAAGCUCAACAGUCUGCCAGAGGUACCUCAGGCUGUUGCAGCGGUGGGUGCGCAUGCCAAGCCGGACGGAACACACCUCGAUCCACCGAAAGAUGACCCCAUCUCGCUGGAAGAGCUGGCAAAGUGUGACGGCAGCACGGCAGAUGCGCCGAUCUAUGUGGCCAUCAAGGGCACAGUCUUUGACGUGACGCCGAAGAGGGAGAUGUACGGGCCUGGUGGCGGCUAUCAUGUCUUCGCGGGCAAGGAUGGCUCAAAGGGGUUAGGCAAGUCAUCACUCAAGCCAGAGGACGCGGUAUCAGACUACAGCGACUUGCCCGCUAGCGAGCUCAAGGUGCUCGACGAAUGGGUCGCUUACUUCACCAAGCGGUAUAACAUCGUAGGCAAGGUUGCAACUGCGUGA
Messenger RNA from Mixia osmundae IAM 14324, 612 nucleotides. RefSeq lists its product as uncharacterized. The coding region runs from base 1 to 612 and encodes 203 amino acids. The transcript has 5 exons. Gene Ontology annotation, cellular component: endomembrane system; membrane. NCBI's taxonomy places the organism in Eukaryota, Fungi, Basidiomycota, Mixiomycetes, Mixiales, Mixiaceae. The record is from RefSeq and is a predicted model, not a curated record.